Molecule: messenger RNA, 5810 nt
Organism: Colossoma macropomum (tambaqui)
Lineage: Eukaryota; Metazoa; Chordata; Actinopteri; Characiformes; Serrasalmidae
Gene: tbc1d1
Product: TBC1 (tre-2/USP6, BUB2, cdc16) domain family, member 1
Exons: 22
Coding region: 229-3681 (1150 amino acids)
Source: RefSeq, a predicted model, not a curated record
UGUUUAGACUCAGCUCAGGAGGAGGAGGAGGGGCAGACAGGACUAGUUCCUACAAGACCCUGAGAGGUGGAAGAGAGAGAGAGGAAGAAAGAAGGAAAAGUUCAAGUUUUGGUGCCUUCAUCGUAGAAAGCCUUGUGGAUUAAACAGGGAAGUACUGAGGAAAAGGAGACAUACAGAAAACAUGUAGAGAGAGAAAGUGAGCAAGACAGAUAGGAUCAGGAUUCGGCCAUGCCGUCAGUGUUUAGUUGGCUGGAUAAGGUGCCAGAAAUCAUCAGCACUAUCAGGCAGGCCAGUAAAAGCUCUGCCCGCCUGGAGGAGACACCCACAGCCAAGUCUACUGACAGUUACCAGGACAGCAGUCGCCAUGACGCCCCCUGCUCCAUGCCGGCCGGCGCUGACGCGGCGACAGCCUUCGCUAAAAAGUUCGAGGUGCUUUUCUGUGGGAGGGUGGUGGUGGCCCAUAAGAACGCGCCUCCGGCCCUGAUAGACGAGUGCAUAGAGAAGUUCGGCCGAGCCAGCGUGACAGGCUCACUGGCCGCAGGCAUCAGACGGGCUUUCUCACUCACGCAGGUGAUGAACGGAGGGAGCGAAGUUGGGGAGGCAGGAGGGAAGAAGCCUCUGUUUUUCCGGAGGGACCCCAGUUUCCCCUGUCUGCAGGCGCUAGAUGAGAACGGCCUCUCUCCUGAGCUGCAGCGCAGAUCUGCUAACGGAGCUGCUGGAGUCCAGCCUACAAGCCUGCAGGAAAACAGGACCAUGCUGUUUACAAUCGGGUACUCUCAGAUCUUCUUGGUGAGUCCAGACAGUAAGAAAGUGGCUAUUGAGAAGAGCUUCAGAGAAAUCUCCUUCUGCUCACAGGGUAUAAGGCAUGUAGAUCAUUUUGGUUUUAUCUGCAGAGAGUCGGUGGACAGCGGGAGCUGCCAGUUUGUUUGCUAUGUGUUUCAGUGCACCAACGAGGCUCUGGUGGACGAGAUUAUGCUGACGCUGAAGCAGGCGUUCUCCGUGGCCGCACAGCAGCGGAGCAGCAGGACCCAGAGCCUGCAGUGUGACACCUGCCCCAUGCAGCAGCUCCACAGGCUGUGUGAUCGGAUUGAGGGUCUCCCUGCGUCCAAAGCUAAGCUGGAAUUGCAGAAGCACGUGGCUGGUCUGGAUAAUCAAGAGCAGGCCUCUGUGUUUGAGACCACCCUGAAAGCUAGGCCGAAGUCUGAUCAGGAGGAGAAUGAGCUGAUAGUGUCGUGUUUACGACGACUGUACGAAGAAAGACAGAAGGCACACACGCACACACAUAACGGACAAGCAAAACAGGAAUCUCCAGCAGUGGGUGAGGAAGUAAGUGCAGGUGCUGAGGGCAGCAUGAGCAGCAGCCGUCUGCGACUGGAGCAGCUGAAAAGUCGAGCCAAAAGAUCACUCACUGAGUCACUGGAGGGCAUAUGGAAGAGCAACAGCCGGUCAAAGCCACAGAGAGAGAACAGUGAAGGAGACAGCACCUCCUCAAACUCAACUAUCAACAGCAGUCAUCAGGAUGUCCUGUUGGUGGAGCCUCCUUCCCCACCCCUCCUCAUCUCCAGCCCACUCCGUUCCCAUAAUUCCACAGGGGACCUGAAGCGUCUGGAGGCCGGGGAGAACAGUCCUGACCCCCAGGCUCAAGGUUUCAGGAGGAGAGCGAGCACUAUCAGUCACUCUCCAUCUCUCUCAGUGUCCAGCCUGACUGUUCCCACCGAACGGCCCACAGCUGCCACCAAACCCAAACUCGUACGACACUACUCUGUCAGCACUGACUCGCCGCAUCAGAGCAAGCCGUCUCGUGUUGACGAUGCACGCUGCCCUCCCUCUGCUUCUUCCUCUCACCUCUCCUCCUCUUCCUCUCCUAUGUGCUCGAGGCUGAUCAAGCCAAGAGUUCUGGCCAUAGAGCAGCUCACGAGACCCCACAAACGAAGUCCAUCAGGGCUGAGUGGACUGAGGGCCAGGCUAUACUCCUCUUCCUCUGUUCCAAACUUCCUCAAGUUUCUGGCCCCUGUAGAGGAGCAUGAUGACUCCUCCCUCUCUCUGAGAAAGAGUGAUGUCGCAGCCCUGUCAAGUCCUGGAGCGAUGUGUGUGGUGGGGGAGGACAGUCCACUACGCAAUCGCAGACACUCGUGGAGACAGCAGAUCUUCCUCAGAGUUGCAACGCCACAGAAGGGCUCUGAUACAGCAGAAAGAGGAGAAGCUUCUCUGGAGGUUGGAGGUAGACUGGCGAUUGGAGGUGGAGGUGGUGGCGGGGACUGUCCUCUGGGGGCGGUGCCAGAGGAGAGGAGGAAAAGGAGCGGGGCCGAGCUGCGAGAAUUGUGGCGGAAAGCCAUCCUCCAGCAGAUCUUACUUCUGAGAAUGGAGAGAGAGAACCAGAAACUACAGGCCUCAGAGAGCGAUCUGCAGAGCAGGCGGCUGAAGCUGGACUAUGAGGAGAUCACACCAUGUUUGAAAGAUGUUACGCUGGUGUGGGAGAAAAUGCUUAGCACCGCAGGGAGGUCGAAGGUCAAAUUCGAUACAGAGAAGAUACACACAGCCGUUGGACAAGGUGUUCCUCGGCAGCACCGAGGUGAAAUCUGGAAGUUUCUUUCUGAGCAGUAUCUACUGAGGCAGCCAAUACUUACCAACAAACCCCCCAAUAAUGACACACCUUACAAAGAGCUACUGAAACAACUCACCUCACAACAGCAUGCCAUCCUCAUAGACCUGGGCCGCACCUUCCCCACUCACCCUUAUUUCAGUGCUCAGCUGGGUGCGGGUCAGCUCUCUCUGUAUAACCUGCUGAAGGCGUACUCUCUGCUGGACCCAGAGGUGGGCUACUGUCAGGGUCUGAGCUUCGUGGCUGGAGUGCUGCUGCUACACAUGAGCGAGGAGGACGCCUUCAGCAUGCUCAAAUUCCUCAUGUACGACAUGGGCCUGCGGAAACAAUACCGACCCGACAUGAUCAUUCUACAGAUCCAGAUGUAUCAGUUGUCUCGUCUAUUGCACGACUACCACAGGGAGUUGUAUACUCAUCUGGAGCAGUAUGAGAUUGGGCCGAGUCUUUACGCUGCUCCUUGGUUCCUCACCGCCUUCGCCUCACACUUCCCUCUGGGUUUUGUGGCCAGAGUUUUCGAUAUGCUGUUCCUGCAGGGGUCAGAGGUCAUCUUCAAAGUGGCGCUGAGCCUUCUGGGUAGCCACAAGCCGCUCAUUCUGCAGCACGACAAUCUGGAGUCCAUAGUGGAUUUCAUCAAAACCACUCUGCCCAACCUGGGACUGGUACAGAUGGAGAAGACAAUCAAUCAGGUCUUCGAGAUGGACAUCAGUAAGCAGCUGCAGGCCUACGAAGUGGAGUACCACGUGCUUCAGGAUGAGCUGUUAGACGGUCCUUCCACUCUCAGCCAAUCACAGCGCGCUGCCCAGCUGGAGAAGACCAAUGGCAGCCUUCGCCAGCAGAACCUAGACCUGCUGGAGGAAGUACAGGUGGCCCAUGCUAGGAUCCGCUAUCUGGAGUCUCGGGUGGAAGGUUUGGCUACCAGUGAGGCAGAGCUGCGCCUGGAGGUCAGUUCCCUCCAGCAGGAGCGGACAGAGUUACAGCAGACUGUAGCCCAUCUCCAGACUCUCCUGGCCAGCCACGGUAUCCAGUACACCUCCAGCCCUCCAGAGGAGAACCAGCCUGUUUCAACCGGCACCAAGUGAUCUGUGCCAUUCUAAUACACAUGUCCACUUGCUGACUUUACCACUUGUCUGCUUGGGAAAGCACUGACGGGUGACGUAGUGAGAAGCCACUCCUGCCCUGCAGAGCAAAGCCUUGUAAAGGAGUGUUGUACUGACCAGUUGUGCUGCCGAUACACCCUCGCCUCCUGAGCCGGGGAUUUGUUUGCAGGAGUGACGAGGGAGUUGCUAAAGACUCAUCAGUAAGAGCCAUUUAGAUUAAGGGCUGAUGUUAAGGAAGUGAAGGGCUUCACCUCAGGAGUUUAGUUGGAGAACUAGAGUGAAGAUCAAACCCAGAGGGAGAGGGUGAGGCUUUUACUCAGACUAGAAGCUUUUAUUCUGGACAUGGUGGUGGCCUCCUCUUUUGCUCUGGAGAUUAAGUGCCUAAAGGGCAAAGGGCAAUUUAACAGAGACACAUUUUUCCUUUUCCGCUUGUUCACUCCUUCCAUCUUCAUCAUGGAGGUGUUGGCCUCACAGCACUGAUGCAGUGUUGCUGGAGUUAUUUUAAUUUUAUGUUUCUGAUGAUACAUCUGACCAACGCUGCACUGGGUCAGCACUGAUCGGCCUGGCGACAGGCUCAGAACAAUUGCACACGCUUUGAGCGUCUGUGUACACCCGUUUCCGUGUGCAUGUUUCUAUGUACGUCUGUGUUUCUGAUUCACCCCAUUUAACGUAAAGCACUGCUGUAUUCUACUGUACUGUAAACUUAGUUAUUAGCUUCGAUCAAAGAGCUGAAUAAGAUCUCCAGUCAUAAAUUUGCUUUUGUAGAUCUGUUCAUCUGCUGUUGUUUUACAGACACCAAAGAGGUUCUCCUGAUUUUUUUGUACCAAAAAUACCAAUUAAACUGUCUUGUCUAGACACUGAAUCCAUAUGUGAUUUUAUACUACAUUACCCAUGUCUUCAGAUACCCAGUGCAAACUAAAUAACACCUGUAAUGCACCUCAUCAGACACUAAAUCUCUGUGUGGAUUUAGAAUGUAUUACUUAUAGCCACAUGACUUCAUGCAACAGUGAGUAAAACAAGUAUUCAGACACUUUUGUUUUUGUUGUUUAAUAUACUUCCAGUGCAUGUAUCUGGUUGAAAAUAACCUGUCUUUUGAAUGUAUUCUUAUAAAUUUGAAGAAAAAUGUCUUCAUAAGCUGAAAGAAAGAUGUUUUCAGAGUAUUCAGACAUCACAAAGCAAUAAUAUUAGUCCUUUGUUGCAAAGCUGGUGUCGACAAUUACAGCUUCAAGACGUUAAAAAGUAUUUAGCAUUUUGUAAUGUGACUUUUGUAAGAAGUAAUGCUUUUUGCAGCAUUGUAGUUCAGUUGUAAUCAAUGCCUUUUGACAAACUGUCUUCAAUUCCCCUAUGUUAGGGUCCCUCUGAUGGAUUCGCAAUUUGAAAAUCCUCCAUCAUUUUUUCAGCGGGAUCAGACAAGAGAUUGGCAAGGCCAUACAAGCACCUUCACUGCCUUUUUUUAGAAACCAGUCUUGAGUUAUUUGUUUUGAAAUAUCCAUCUUCAUCCUAGAUUCAGUUUUUUGCCUGGUGAGAUUCAGUUCCCCUCUAGUAUGUCUUUACAUAGCUCCAUUCAUGUUUCCUUUGGUGACAUAUAAUGCUCCAGUACCGUCUGCAGUGAAGCAGCCCAUAUAAUGAUGGACCCGCCUUCAUACUUUACUGUGGGUGUGAUGUUCUUAGGAUCAUAUGCAGAGGCGUUGGACUGCGGGUAAUGAUGGACCUGACUAACCUGGGUCCUCCCUGAAUGGGGGGCCUUCCAAAAGCCUCAGAAAUAAAUUGAUUUGGGUUUCUAAUUUUGAUACUCUUUAUUAUAUAAAUAAAUAACACGCAACUGCAUUUUCCACGGUCAUCUUUCAAUUUCUGCUUAUCUUAAUCUUGUAUAACAGCACUAAUUAAAAUAUUUAAUCUUUUUUAUGCUUGUACUAUAUAAAUAUUAUUUUGGCUCAUAUUUGUAAGUGCAAAGUCAGAAAAUAUUGUGUGUACAUUUGAAAUGGAUAUAUGCACUGGACAUAUAUCAAAUAAUGAAAGACCAAAGUGAAUACCUUUUUCCCUCACUGUAGUGGCGCGGUAGCAUCAUCUGCUAUACAGUCAAGCAAUCAAAUAGUGCGAAAACUUCAAAA